This is a messenger RNA of Mollisia scopiformis, 1542 nucleotides long. RefSeq lists its product as uncharacterized. Lineage: Eukaryota; Fungi; Ascomycota; Leotiomycetes; Helotiales; Mollisiaceae. The transcript is spliced from 5 exons. Bases 1 to 1542 code for a protein of 513 amino acids. The record is from RefSeq and is a predicted model, not a curated record.
AUGGAUCUCGAAGCCGCAGCAGCGUUCCAACGAAUUGCUGUGAAGAGAGGAAUCAAGAUCUCCAAGCCUCCUUCUCCUCUUGCUGCACCUACCUCACCAACUCCCGCAAUCGUGGAGCUCAUCGCGUUCGAGAAGAAGUGCCAAGAGAAGGGUAUUGCAAUCUCGGAGCCACAAACCCUGGGUUUGAAAGUGAAGGUCAACGAGGUAGAGGCAGAGUUCAAGAAGGAGAUCCGCCCCAUUGAUUCGGAGAGUAUGUUCAGCAAGGCUUGUGUGGGAAGAGGAAUCAGGAUUGCGAAGCCGACGCCAAUCUUGGAGGGAGAGGUAGAGGUCAAGAUGGAUGUUCGUGCCAUUGAACCUGAGAAGAUGUUCAGCAAGGCUUGUGAGGGUAGGGGCAGUAAGAUUGCAAAGGAUACAGAGGUGAUUGAGGAGAGUGAGGGCAAGAAGGAGGAAGCAGCUGUUGGCGGAAAAGCUACGAACGCUGCUGGCGAACAAGAAACGGAAGUCAAGUCUUCAUUCGAGAGUGCUUGUCUGAACACAGGUAUCCGAUUCUCGAGUGUCGUGGAAGAGGAAAAGACCGAGGACAAGGAGGAGCCAAAGUCUGCCUUUGAGGUUGCUUGCUACAACAAAGGCAUCCGAAUUGCGAAGUCCGCUGCCGACGCGAAGAAUACGUCUCUAACCUAUACUGGACAGCUAUCUGGUGCAAAAUAUGAAGAGAUGUGCAAGGAAUUCGAAAAAGCUUCCAUUGAAGUCCUGCCUCAACUAAGCAUGGGCACUGGAUUUUCCAGCACAGAAGCUUCUAUUAUUAAGCCAUUAACCAAGUUUACCGUCUUCUCUGGCCUCCCUUACGAAUUGAAAGCCGAAAUCUGGAAAUUUUCAUGUUUUCCCCAAAUUAUCAUCUGUGAUGAUACGACAACUAGAACGAGAGCUCCUUCUGCUGCCAAGGUCCCGGUCAUCUUGCAUGUUUGUCGACAAAGUAGGGAGGAGGGUUUCAAGCAUUAUAAGACGAGGAUCGAGCUUGCUAGAGGGAAUAAUAAGGGAGAUAGGUAUGUGUAUGUUAACUAUGAAGCAGAUCUCUUUCAUACGAACGUCGACCUUCAUCCGACAAGGCUCAUCAUCGGCUCAAGGCAGCAUCCAGCGACCAUACCAGUGCUGAAACUUGCGUGGUCUCAGCCAAUCAAGCGCUUUGGUCUUUGUCUUUCCAAGGCCUACAACUAUAUUCGAAGCAUUACGGCUCACCACGCACUUUCUCAACCAUUGCCGAUUCUCUGGCUCCUGUUCCGAGUCCAGUUUGCUUCAGUGCUUGAGUUUGUCGUGGUUAUCGACACCGGCUACUUGCUCGAAUUCUUACUCGAGCCAAACGAUGAGCUGGUUGAAGCGAAUUAUCAGAACAUGCUGGAUAAGGGAAAUGAGCCAAAAGAAACAUUGAAAAUGAUGCAAAGAAUCUCGCAGAGUUUGAAGGAUAUGCAAGUUAAGGGAGAAUUUCUGAAUCUGAAGCUCACUUUCAAAAAAGUGAUCGAGGGCUCAAGAUUUCGCAACGAUUAA